AUGUGGAAGCAGCAUCGGGAGUCGAUCCUGAAGACGUUGCAGAACUGCGGCCUCAGCCUGUACUGCUUCUACAGCAGAGAUAGAGAUCAAAUCUUGGUAAAGAUUGGUGCCGGUGCACAGAAGCUCCGAGACACCGCCGCCAGGAAGCGAUACAAGCUUCAACUGAAGAAGGAGUACCUUAGUGCCUUUGCGGAGUUCCGCCAUGACUAUCCGGGGAGGCCGGAGUUUCGCUUCGCCGACCGGCGUAUUAUCUCCCACAUCUAUCAGACGCACACAGAGGACAACUUGGAUGGCAGCAGCAUCUUCAAAACGAUCGACAAGAUCCAGCUGAUCUACCAUAUCAUCCAAUCCAAAGACAAAGACUGUGCAGGCAUCAACGUGGCGAAGCUUCUUCACCAAAAAGAGGUGAAGGCUUUCUUUCCGUUGCAUGAGCCGUCUGUGAUGGAUAAGUUCAAGGCAGCUCAGUGGAAAUGGUUCUGGCCGGACGAAGAGCACGCGAAUCGGCUGCGAGACUACUUUGGUGACAAGAUCACAUUCUACUUCCUGUGGAUGGCCUUCUACGUGAAGUGGCUCUCGCCGUUGGCGUGCCUAGGCCUUGUGCUACAAUUCAUUGACUGGUGUGCACGGACGCCCGACAAUGUGACGGCGAUUCCUUUUUGCGUACUGAUGAGCAUCUGGUCUUUGUGCUUGCCACAUUUCUGGCGCCGGCAGGAGGCCAAAUGUGCCAUCAGCUGGGGCUCGAUGGAUCUGGUCGAACAGCUAGAGCCUCACCGACCGGAGCACACGGGAGAGCAGCUCAUUAACCCUGUGACUUCGCAGGCAGAGCCGUACUACCCGUUUGCUAAGCGCAUCUUCAAGUGCGCUUGGGGCGAUGAAAUCAUGGAUGGUUCAGAUGAGCACAUCUCCAGAUUCGGAGUGCAGGACAUGACUGCCAGCCCAAUCCUGAAAGCUGACGACUUCGCAAGCCCGUCGCUUUCAGUUCCAUCGAGCCCCAGCUUGCCUGCAGAAGCAUUGCCAGAAGCCUUGCUUCCGGCCGAGCGCGCAGAGCUUCUGCGGCUGCGACAGGAAGUGGCCCACUUACGCUCGCGCCUAACAACGGCCAGCGAGCCAUGUGAGAGAGAAAGGCCUGGCCCUGUGGAGACCUCCGUCACACCGUUUGAGACGCCUGACAAGGACAGGCGCAGCGACUCGAGCCCAGGCUUCAGCGAGAGCGGUGAAUGCGGUGACCAUCAGAUUGCUAUCAGCGAGGUCCGCAGAAGAAGCGACUGGGCUUUGCGGGAGCGUGCCUACCGUUGUGCUCGAGACGCUUUCAUGGGUCCUGAUGGUGUGAUGGGGGCAGGGCGCGUGGUGCGCUCGCAGCUGCUGGCAACCAUGCGCCAGGAAGAGCCCGAUGUAGCUGCCUUUUUCGAGUCUCCCAGGCAACAGUUUCGCUGCCUUAUGGUUGAGGGAGACCCUGAAGGCAUCAUUGAGUGGGAUGACUUCGUCAAUUGCUACGUGCGACAGUGCAAACAGAGCAUCUCUGCUGCCAAAGCCAUGGAGCCCGAAAGGGAAAGGUCGCCGGCGACUGCUUCGACUCGAUCGCCUGUCCUGCCACUGCAGCGGUGCAGCGAGAUCGGAGAUUUGCUGAGCAGCGAUCUUGACAGCUUGACUCGCAUGACCAUUCUUCCUCCCUCGCGUGUCCUCACUUUGCCCCAGGACUCCCUGCUGAUCUCCACAUCAUCCGUUGAACAUGACCGAGAUAUCUGCGGAGAUCCUGAACCUGGUUCUUCGCUCAACAUCACAUGCGGUGGUUCCAAUUGCUCUCAGAAGUUCUUCUGUGAUUCCCCGACGCGUUGCCAACGGGUUCUGCUGGUGGCAGCAUCUGUGUCGUGCGAAGGGCGGCACGCAGUUCUUUCACGUGAACUCCGCCGGGGCUUGGAGCUUUGGGCAGCGGAGGUCAACGCGCCGACGUCUUCUGUGCGCGGGUUCUGGGGAGAGCGCUUGCUGGUCAAGUUGUGGUUUGUCGACGAUCGGAGUGAAACUGGUGAAGUAAGGCGGAUCUACCAGGAUUUCGUGUCCAGACAUGGUGCUCAGCGAGCCGAGCUCAGGGCAGUGAGCAGUACAUAG
Symbiodinium natans is the source of this 2106-nucleotide messenger RNA. The record is from the annotation of a GenBank genome assembly. NCBI's taxonomy places the organism in Eukaryota, Dinophyceae, Suessiales, Symbiodiniaceae.